Molecule: messenger RNA, 4036 nt
Organism: Aethalodelphis obliquidens (Pacific white-sided dolphin)
Lineage: Eukaryota; Metazoa; Chordata; Mammalia; Artiodactyla; Delphinidae
Gene: CKM
Product: creatine kinase, M-type
Biological process (GO): phosphocreatine biosynthetic process
Molecular function (GO): creatine kinase activity
Source: RefSeq, a predicted model, not a curated record
UUUGCUGGGGUCAAGGCCGCUGGGGGCUGAGGAGAGGCUGGUGGCCCAGCGGAGGGCCAGGGGAGGGUGGCUUCUACGUUCCUGGGACAUUCCCUGACACUAUCCCGUGGCCCCGGCGGGGGGCCAGCUGUCCCCGCCAGCCCGACUCAGCACUUGGUCGGGGGACCAGCUUGGUGGUGACGGGGGUUGGGGGGGGUCUGGGCCCAGACCCUGGGGCGGCCCAUACAAGGCCAUGGGGAUGGGCGCAAGGCAUGCCUGGGUUCCGGGUGGGCACGAUGCCUGGGCGGUGAGGUGAGAGGCUCAGCUGCCUUCCAGCCCUGUCCCGGGGGGCAGCCCCUCCCAGCCAAUAGCACAGCCCGGGCUCCCCCCUAUAUAAGGCCAGGGCUGUGGGCCUUUCCUUCGGGUCAGUGUUGCCUCCAGGACACAGACAGCCCCUGUCAGCACAUCCCAGCCAGGUACUGCCUGGGGUGGGAUUUGGGGUGGGGUCCAGAGUGGGGUCCUCCUCUGGAAUCAGAGUCCAAGCUGGCUCUGGAAGGGGUCUUACGUGUCCUCCCCCAUGUCCUCCUGCACACAGGCGGGUCAGUGUGUGGCAAGGUGGACCUUGUGUCAGAGAGUCCCCUCCACCUGUGAGCCCCUGACUCCCGGUGUAACUUGUGAUCUCUGUGGCACAGGGUCCUGGGGAGGGUUUCCAGAAUGGGAAGGAGUCUUGACAGCUGCCAGCUGUCACCUCCUGCAAGGGGCUUGGGCCAGGCCUUGUUCAUGAUGGUUUUUCACCAGAACUGGGUACCAUAAACUGUGGGAGGUGUCUGUGUGUCACCUGUCAGGGUCUCUGCGACGGCAGGGACUGUGGGGUCUUUGCGUUGGUGACCUCGUGGGUCCCUAUGGCGUUCCACACAGUGUGACCUUGUGUCUAACUUUCCGUGGCUCCUGCAUGAGUACCUGUAUCCUGGGUGUGUCCCUGAGCUUGGAUGUGUGCGAGUAUGGGUCCGUGUACGGUGUGAUCUGGGGGGUCCGUGGUGACGUGUGUGUGCGGGGCUCUGGGGCUAUGACUGCUGGUGUCUCUUGGGCUCACCAGCCUUGCUUCUGUGCCUUCUCCUGGCCUGUCCCUAGCAGGGUUGGGGGUGGGGACAUGCUCUGAAGGGGGCUUUCUGGGUGGAAAGCCCUUGAGCCCCCAGCCUGAAUGCAUAUCCUCCUGGCCACCCUGGCCCACCUGUCUCUGGCCUGCUGACUUGGUGCAAGCCGAGACCCUGGAAUGCGGGGGGUGGCGGUGGGGAAGGAGGAGUUUGCCAAACUCUAAAAAUAAAUCCCCAGCCCUGGACAUCAAGUCCAAAGGCUUUCGUGGGUUUCCAUCCCCCUUGGCCUGAUGCCUCGGCCUUCCCCUCACCCUGGUCCCCGUCUCCUUCCCACCAUCCUACCCGCUUCCCAUUCCUGGGGCUGGGAAUGAGUAUCCCAUCCCUACCACCACCACCAAGGGGUCCCUCCUCCUGGGUCUUGUGGAUAACAGUAAUAAUAGCAAUGAUAGCAGCCACCCCUCUAGGUAUCAGGCCCCAACUCCACGCUGGGGCCUGUGCUCAACCAGCCACACGCUUGAGCUCAAAGAAUCCUCCCGGCACCCCGAUGGGGAGCGUUCGGUUCAAAGAGGACAGAGGCUCAGAGAGGCUGAGUAACUGGCCUGGGGUCACACAGCCCGGAAAUGGCAUAGACGGGAUUUGAACCCGGUUCUGUCAAACUCAGAGGCUGAGCUGUUCUUCUACUGUGCCCUGCAGGAGAGGUGUCAGCAAACAGAGGUGGGGGCAGGCACCCAGCCAUCACUCCCACCCUGCCCCUCAUCCCUCGACUGAGCACCCAAGAAGUUUUAUGGAGAGAAUGUCCCUUUUCUGCUCACACACUCAUUGCCAGCAACACCCUCCAUCUUCUCACCAGCUCCUCACAGUUUAAAAUAACAACAACAACAAUAAUAAUAGCUGAGCAAAAAAGUGAUUAUUGUGUUCCAGGCACUAUUCCAAGUGCUUUACAUAAGUAACUCACUUCAUCCUUCCAACACCUCCGUGAGGUGAAUGCUAUUAUACCCGCAUUUUACAGGUGAGUACUUUCAGGCACAGAGAGGUUAAGCAACUCACCCAAGGUCACACAGCUUGUUGUAAGUGGCAGAGCUGGCAUUCAAAGCCAGGCUGUCUGAGUCUAGAACCUACACUCUUACCCAUGCCAUGAUGACUACUCUGGCUUGAGGGGUUCCCCCCUCCAUUUUCCAGCUGGAGAAACUGAGUCUCUAGCAAGGUUACUAGUCUAAGGUCACCUGCCAGGAUGCGGUGGAGCUAAGAUCCUAACACAAAACUCUUGAUACAUCCUGUCGAGAUGCAGGGGCUCAGAGAGGGGAUCCCUCUGGCUCCAAGUCACACAGCACAGGAGUCAGGACUGACCCUCAGGCCUGCCUGACCCCAGAGCCCGGCUCUGUUCUUUGGCUGGUCUCUACUGGAUGUGAGCUAACCUUCCCCUCCGGCCCAGCCCACCAGGUCCCCCACGCCGCCACCAUGCCGUUCAGUAACACCCACAACAAACACAAGCUGAACUUCAAGUCUGAGGAGGAAUACCCAGACCUCAGCAAACAUAACAACCACAUGGCCAAGGUACUGAACCCCGAGCUCUACAAGAAGCUGCGGGACAAGGAGACGCCCUCUGGCUUCACUCUGGACGACGUCAUCCAGACAGGUGUGGACAACCCAGGUCACCCCUUCAUCAUGACCGUGGGCUGUGUGGCUGGUGACGAGGAGUCCUACAUGGUUUUCAAGGACCUCUUUGACCCCAUCAUCCAGGACCGGCACGGGGGCUACAAACCCACCGACAAGCACAAGACCGACCUCAACCACGAGAACCUCAAGGGUGGAGACGACCUGGACCCCAACUACGUGAUCAGCAGCCGCGUCCGCACGGGCCGCAGCAUCAAGGGCUUCUCGCUGCCCCCCCACUGCUCCCGCGGGGAGCGCCGGGCCGUGGAGAAACUCGCCGUGGAAGCCCUCAACAGCCUGACGGGAGAGUUCAAGGGGAAAUACUAUCCUCUGAAGAACAUGACAGACAAGGAACAACAGCAGCUCAUCGACGACCACUUCCUAUUUGACAAGCCCGUGUCCCCGCUGCUGCUGGCUUCAGGCAUGGCCCGAGACUGGCCCGAUGCCCGUGGCAUCUGGCACAAUGACAACAAGAGCUUCCUGGUGUGGGUGAACGAGGAGGACCACCUCCGAGUCAUCUCCAUGGAGAAGGGGGGCAACAUGAAGCAGGUUUUCCGCCGCUUCUGCUUGGGGUUGCAGAAGAUUGAGGAGAUCUUCAAGAAAGCCGGCCACCCCUUCAUGUGGAACGAGCACCUGGGCUACGUGCUCACCUGCCCAUCUAACCUGGGCACCGGGCUGCGUGGAGGCGUGCAUGUGAAACUAGCGCACCUGAGCAAGCAUCCCAAAUUCGAGGAAAUCCUCACUCGUCUGCGCCUGCAGAAGCGGGGCACAGGUGGCGUGGACACGGCCGCCGUGGGCUCAGUGUUCGACGUGUCCAACGCCGAUAGGCUGGGCUCGUCGGAGGUAGAACAGGUGCAGCUGGUGGUGGAUGGUGUGAAGCUCAUGGUGGAGAUGGAGAAGAAGCUGGAAAAGGGCCAGUCCAUCGACGACAUGAUCCCCGCCCAGAAGUAGGCGCACUGCCCGCCCGCCGCCGACUGCUGGAGCCCCAGCCAAAGGGAGGACCCGGCCCACCGGAGGCCCGCCCUUCAUCCUUUGCCCCGCCCCUUUCUCCCGGAGUCCCGCCUAUAAAGGUUUAGUCUACCGGGGGCUCUAUCCACCCUCCUUCGAGUUCCAGUUCCAACCAGAGUUCCAACCAAUGGGCUCCAUUCUCUGGGUUCUGGCCAAUGAAUAACCUCCCUUAUGCUCUCCUCUCUUUUUCCCUGAGCUCCGCCCACCAUCAGGCACUCUGGCUAAUGGAGAGCACCCGGGCUCACCUGCGGCUCAUGCUUUUUCUCCGCUCAAAGCAACAAAUAAAAGCAAUGGUGGCCUUA